AUACAUGGAGAAUCAUUCCCAAAGGCAAUAGAUCUGAAGUACUCCAUUUAAAGCAGCCACACAUGCAGUUGUGCACAUACAUGUAGUCCUACUCUGCACACUAAACAGUACAAUGAUCUCUGAAGCAAGUAGCAGAUGAUAGACCUUUGCCCAAUCCAGGAAAAAAGAUGAAGCGUAAAUCUUCUGGGUCUGCUGGCCUUCCUCAGCAGCUGGCCUCCAACCGAAGGAAUCCCCUAACCAGACUGAGCCAAGCUGAAAGCAUGGCUCACAGGAGGGCACCCCUGCUGCUUACCAGCUCACAGUCAUCGUCCUCAUCGUCAGACUCUACCGACUCACCUGUCAUUGAUGUGAUACCUCCUGUGUUCCAGGAGAGGAACGUCCCAGACUUUGAAAUUGAUAGGACUAGAAUGGCAGGUGCUGCUACCGUGCCUAGUUUAUCAGGAACUCACCACCGCCAAGGGGUAAGUCGUCCCAUGAAUCAUGUAGACCUUGUCGGGAACUCCCCUAGUGGCUCACCACGUCACACUAGACAGACGACUUCUGCUCCAGCCAGUCCUAACCUCAGAAUACCUCAUCUGGCCAAUGUUCCUGUGACGAACCAUCGCACCAUGCUUCAGGCCAGGCGCAUGGUGGAGCAACAUGGUUCGCCCCCUACUGGCGGGGAAGACUCUUCGCUUGUAUCUGCAGCUGAGGGAAUAAUGGCAGCUGGGUCAGCAGCGUUGACAUCGCUCCAAUUGAGGAUACCAGGGUCACCUUCCUCUUCAGGAUAUCCUUCCCCCACCACCUCCUUUCUGUCCUCAUCAGAAACCUUUCCAUACCCCUACCACAACAUCCCAUCAUCCUCAUCAUUACCUCGAGACCCGACCCGGUCCUCACAAACAGUUCCUAUGAGAAACGGACAAGGCCCUUCCAAACACGCAGCAGGUGGAUCAACUCUUAAGAGGGCUGGACCUUAUUUGCUUGGACCAAGACUUGGCACGUCGCCCGUCAGGAGCAUCGUCCAGUGUUUAGCAAGGAAAGAGGGAACCGAUGACUUUUAUUCUUUAAAGAUACUAACUUUGUCUGAGAAUGGACGAGAGAACCAGGAUGAGCGACAGGGUAAAAUGCUCCUUCACACUGAGUACUCCCUGUUAUCACUGCUACGAGAUCAGGAAGGGGUUGUACACCACCAUGGACUCUUUCAGGACCGUGCUUACGAGAUCAGACCCGGCACGUCGACCAGCGGAAGGAAGACGUCCUACAAGAAGCGACUGUGCCUGGUCCUGGACUGUUUGGUGUCGCAUGACUUCAGCAGCCGGACGGUGGACCUGGUCAACCUCCAGCACCACGUGAUCCAUGAGAAGAAACUGAGUGAGAAGGAGGCCGUGUAUAUCUUCCAUGAUGUAGUCAGUAUUGUGGAGAGUCUACAUAAGAAAAAUAUAGUUCAUCGCGAUCUGAAGCUGGGCAACAUGGUGCUCAACUGUCACACACGGCAGAUAACGCUCACAAACUUCUGCCUCGGCAAGCACCUCGUCAGUGAGCAUGACCUCCUCAAGGACCAGCGAGGGAGCCCUGCCUAUAUCAGCCCGGAUGUACUGAGUGGGAAACCAUACUUGGGUAAGCCGAGUGACAUGUGGGCAUUGGGUGUGGUGCUCUUCACGAUGCUCUACGGACAGUUUCCGUUCUACGACAGUGCCCCACAGGAACUCUUCAGAAAGAUCAAGGCCGCAGAGUUCACCAUCCCUCAAGAUGGGCGUGUAUCAGAGAAUACGACUGGUCUCAUCAAGAGCUUGUUGGUCUUAGAUGCUUCCACCAGACUCACGGCAUCACAGGUCAUCGAGUCGGUUAAAACUACGCUAGCCAUGUGGAAAACCAUGGCGAUGCAGGGAGAACAUCUCCAGGUGGUUCCUGACAUCGACAAUGGAGACAACGAUGCUCCUUUGGGCAAGAAACCCUGCGACCCGUCCUCUUCUGGAGCCGCUUCAUCCUGCAGUAAGGCUGUCCCCACUGCCGACUGGGAGUUGAAGCUCCAUCAGCCGUCCCAGCCGUCUCCCUGCCUCACCAGCUACAGGGCGCCAAGGUCUCCCCUCUCGGCCCAUCGUCAUCCUCCUGUGAGACGACUCAGCCACGAUGCCCAGCCCCUUUCGUCGGCAGAGGCAGCGAACUUCUACAAUGCCCGGUCAUGACAUCGGUUUGGACAAAGUUUUUCGUCCUAAUGCAUCUUGUUCUGUGAACUAGUAGGCCGAAGGUCUGCCCCUUCGGCCCUAUCGCUCAGCCACGAUGCCCAGCUGCUCUCAGUUUGAGAGGCUGCAGGUUCCUACAAUGCUAGCUGGUGACAAUGAUCUUGACAUAGUGUCUUUGAGUGAUCCCAACUGAAAAGAACACAUCCUCGAAAAUCAUGUCAUUUUGAAUUUGAAAACAAUACAAAAAAUCUCACGAUAUAUACAUCUGAUAACAUCAUAAUUAUUUUUUUCUCUAUCAAUUGUCUAAUUUUCAUUGUUGAAAAUAUUAGUUUAAUGUAUAGAAAGUCAGUUUCAAAGUUUAAUUUAGUUAUGCUAUGCUUUUUUGUGUAUUUCCACAAUUAUUAUAUUUUGUAAUAUUUUGUUUAAGGAUGAUUGAAUGGUUAUUAGCUUGUGAUACUUUUAAAUAGUAAUUAUCUUACACCACAUUUAUGUUUUUAUAUGUAGAGGCAUACAAAAUCAAGGUUUGUAGACAAUGUAAAUUUGUUUUGUGGUAUCUAUUGCAUUUAGUGUAUGAUGCACUCCGUAUGAGUCUCCUUUUAUGCUGUAUCAAUCAAGUUUUUGGUACAUUCCUGCGAUUGUAAUAUUUUAUAUGAAAUACGAUGUUUAAAUGAAAUACAAAUAUAAGAAUAAUGUACAUGCAAAUGGUUAUAUCACAUAUCUUAUAUCUUGAAGUUUUUAGGGAGAGAGCUCUGCUAUGGUCAUUUCAAUAUUCUAGUAUUUCCCACAUGGUAUACAUUUAAUAUGAAUAUUCAAUUAAAAAUCAUGAGCAGAAAUCAUGCCUUGAAGCCUAUCUGCACUAGUUUGGCCAGGAGGGAUUAUAACCCCCUACGUGGUCACUGGCAGGUGGUUAUCUAAUGGAAUCAGCUCUCGAUUACCAUAAGAAAAACAGGAUCAUUGGGGAUCAAUGGGUAGCGCUUUAGCGUUGUUGGCGAUAUAGAGGGCGCAAGUAGUUACAGGUAGUGCAGUCCCGCUUUAAAUAUGGAAAUUUUAUUUGAUUUACCAAUAUUGGUUAAGUCUUAUAACGAAUGGUCUGACUUGAUAUCAUGGCAAGGUCUUUACAAUUAUUGAAAGUAAUGAUCAAUUUCUAGCACAUACUAUGAAGUCUGGGACCUGUUUCACAAAGCCUUUAUUCAAUGACAAAUGACAAAACUCAGUGACAAUUCUGCUAAUGACCAAUCAGAAGCAAGGAUUUCAGUAGCUUAUAACAAAAACUGUCAUUUGUCACUGAUGACAAGUUUUGUGAAACGGGGCCCUAAUGUAGUAGUUCUCAAGCUGCUUCAAUAUUUUUUGUUGUAUCUUUUUUUUUUUAUAACUGAUUAUGAUAUCAUUGAUUCAAUUAUUAUUAUUCAAUUAGUAUACAAAAGUUUCAUUUAUAUAUCCAUUGAAGAUUAAGGAUAAGAAUUCAGCCUUUUUCCCCCUAAUGUCCAGAAAUAAUGUAAACAAAUCAGUUUUAUCACCAGAGAAUAUGUAGAUUGAAUCAGAAAAGAUGAUUUACCUAAGAUGAAUUUGUUGAUUAGAGCUGAAAUUUAUAGAAAUAUUGAAGAGUAUCGUGGUGUUGUAUUUAUAGUGAAAUGACUUAGUUUUGUAUGGAUAUUACAGUGGGUGGUGCAGAAACGCAAACAUAUCUCCGUGAUUUAUAAACAACUAAUGAAUCUAAAGGGUUGUAGAGUGUCAUACAAUGUAGAUUUACGAUGAUCCAAGGUUUCCUCCGGGGGGCAAUUGCUCAGGGCCUUAUUUCAUCAAAAGUGUUGGAAUUGGUUUAGGAUUAGAGUUGGCAUUGGGUUUAAAGACUGUAGUAGUAGUAGUAGUAGUGGGCUCUCAGGGGAAUUUUUUACACCAUUCAGGUGUUUGCAACACUAUAACAGGUGUUGUCAAUCAGCAGGAUUAAGCCUUCAGGUGAAUGAACAGGCCUUAUGUAAUGCUCUGCAUUUUCCACCCAUCCACCCAUAUUGUCAAGUCAUUAUCGUAAGUUUCCCUCACACAUAGACUUUGUGAGAGACAAGGAGGUAUUUCUUGAUUGGAUCACAGGGUUGCUGUGUGCAGACUUGUACACUCAUUCAUACUAUUUACACCAAGUCUGGUGUCGGCAAAUUAUGGCCUUCUGCACAUAGAAACUGACGACAAUCCCCCUUUAAGGUUAGGUUAGGUUUGGUUUAGAGUUAGGUUUAGAGAUGCAUAUAGGUUUGAGCCCAGGGUUAAAGCAAGAAGUUACUAGGCUACUCCUUGGUUGAUGUUAAUAAUACGGUUAGUUUAGGAAAUGAAUGUGGAGCAGUUGUCAUAAGAGCCUGUGUUUGGUAGUAGGUCCAUGGUUAUAGUACAUCCAGAUUACUUGUUGACAGUGUAUUCAUGUGCCUUUGUAGAAGAUGACGCUACAAAGAUCAUGUAGUAAUAAAAAGCCACACAAGAAAAA
Messenger RNA from Strongylocentrotus purpuratus (purple sea urchin), 4632 nucleotides. RefSeq names its product serine/threonine-protein kinase 40 (gene stk40). The record is from RefSeq and is a predicted model, not a curated record. NCBI's taxonomy places the organism in Eukaryota, Metazoa, Echinodermata, Echinoidea, Camarodonta, Strongylocentrotidae. The transcript is spliced from 7 exons. Bases 168 to 2165 code for a protein of 665 amino acids. Gene Ontology annotation, biological process: protein phosphorylation. Gene Ontology annotation, molecular function: ATP binding; protein kinase activity.